Molecule: messenger RNA, 1293 nt
Organism: Aureobasidium musti
Lineage: Eukaryota; Fungi; Ascomycota; Dothideomycetes; Dothideales; Saccotheciaceae
Source: the annotation of a GenBank genome assembly
AUGCCUUCCCUCUCUUACUUGGCCCAAUUGGCCCUCGCCCCUGCUGCUGCACACGCGUUCAAUCUCUAUGAACAUCUGGGAAACCUCUCCCCAUACUUCACGCCAGCCAAUACUCCACCAUCUCUACUGUCUGGCAUUCCAGAGUCUUGCUCUGUCGACCGUGCUUUUUUGGUUCAUAGACAUGGUUCUCGACAGCCCAUCUCGUCGGAAUUGCCCACCAUCCAAAGCCUCUCAUACUACAUAAAUAACAACACUGCUUUAUUCNNAAAAAAUCCUCGGGGGCAAUUACCUUCAGAAUUCUCCUUCCUUACCAACGGAUGGUCUAGCAGUUUCACGCUCAACAAUCUAUCUGCUCCAGGUCGACAACAGUUGUUCGACCAUGGCGUGGCUCUCCGUCUGGAUUACCCCUCUCUGUACACCGACACAGUGCUAGCUGGCGAUCAGGACCGCGUAGUGGAAAGUGCCCAAUGGUUCAUGGACGGCUACUACGGUCGCUAUGUCGAAGAUGUAGCUAUUCUGAACAAGAUUGCCGAGGACAAUCUAACAGUCUCCUGGAUCACCGCAAUGGACACUUGCAAGUCUUGGGAAUAUAGCUCAGGAAAUGACUUGGUCACUGAAUGGGGUAAUGUUUAUCUGCCUGGAAUUGCCGCCCGCAUGAACAAAGCUCUGGCAAGUGCAUACCCUGGCGUCAACUUUACAGCCCAGCAUGCCCACGGAGCUCUCUGGGCAUGUGCCUAUGGCACUGCUGUGUAUGGCGUAGGUCGCAGCCCAUGGUGUGGCGUCUUCAAGCCUCAAGAAAUUCUCGAGUUCGAGUACGAGCUUGACCUACUCAUGAGAGGUGCUUUCGGCUACGGACUCCCAAACAACCAAGGCCCGGUUCUUGGGAGCCUGCUCGUCAGUAACUUGACCACCUUCCUCCAGAGCUCAAGCGGCCAAAACCUAUCCUUGAACUUCGCUCAUGAUACGACCAUCGAUCUCGGUCUCACUGCACUUGGCCUCGCCUACGACGAACAAUAUCCUGCCACUGGUCCUCCCAAUCCUUCUCGCAACUGGCGAACCAGUACCCAAGUUCCCUUCGCAGCUCAAAUGCUGUUUAAACGCUUGAGCUGCUCUGGCAAUGAAACUAGAAUUCAGCUCGAGCUCAAUGGGGCAAACUUCGAUCUUAGUCCAGUGGGCUGUACCUCUGAUUACUAUGGUAGCUGCAAGCUAUCCGAUUUCGUGGCAACAAAGCAUGUGCAGAUGGCAAUGAACAUCACGGAUGGUGACGCCGCUUGGACUGCCGCAUGUACGUAG